ACCAAAUUCGAUACUUUGUAAACUGGUUUGACCUGGAUGGCGCGCUUUGGUCACGUCCACAUGUUUUCCCCACAGGUGCUUGCGCUUAGUAAUUACAUUGUUCUUUGUUGAUGGGUGUUUGCCUAAUAUCUUUCUUCGUUGAAUAUGUAUGUCAUAUUAUGUCCUGAUGUGUUGAAAUGUGUUAUGUAUUUGCUAGUGAUAUUGAAACGAGUGAAGUAUUGAUUAGGCUAUUGAGUGAGAUAUUUAUUUAAAUUGAGGAAAUACCUGUUUAUGUGCAUUUUGGAUUAUCCCAGUGUUAAGGGUUGUGCUAUUUUUUUACUUUAUUAGCCUCAGGUGGCUCAUUUUCGGGAAAAUUUAGGCUGGAGGUGCAUAUUGUCCCAGUUGGAGCUCUGCUAAAUCAGCUGUGUGAGGAAUUGUCGGCACUCUGCCUGCCUAAAAUGAAGCUAACCUUCUGCACCUGUACAUAAAUUCCACCAUUUUGCCCCUGAUUCCGUCUGACUCCUUCGCAGCCCCCUGACAAGACGGUCAGUGCUAUUGGGGAUCCCUGGGACGUCCCUAACCCAUACCUUCACMAUUUUUCGCUAUUCAUAAAAACUUAGGCUACCGUAUUUAUUAUGAAUUAAAAUGACUAUAACAUGUAUCAUAUAUAAUAAACAUUAUUUCAAUAGAUACCGGCGCAGGAUUAUAAUUUAUACAAUUAAUCCUGUGAUUAUUCUCAUUAUAAAAUCAGUAUGCGUGGGAUACAUUUUGUACUAUUGACCAAUCAGUUUAAAAGUAAACAGAUAAGGACGCAUCAUGGGGCGGCGCUGUUUAGCGUGCAGGAAAACCCAAACCAAAGCACAUGCGACACGAACACAGCAAAAAGAAACGCUCAUGACGUCUGUGGAUCACAUGAAGGAGGACAAGUGAAAAGAWAGUCCAGGAUGGCCAGAUCAAAGAAAAGAAUGGAGGAGAAGGUGACAAGUGACAGUGACGGGGAAGAUUACUACAGAACAGAGGGAGAACGGAUGAAGAAAGCAAAAGCCGCCAUUGUGUCAAUAUUAUCAGCAAGAGUGGAGARAACAGAGAGGAGUAAGGCGGCGAUGGACAGAAAGGAACAAGAGAUGGAGAUGACGAGGAUGAAGGAAAAGUGGGAGAAGUUACACAAACGCGAGGAGAUGGUCUUGGAGGGAUUGGAAGUGGUCAGAGAAGAGAGCGAGCAGUUAAAGGAAGAGAGAGAGCGGAUUCAGAAGGAGAUGGAGAACAUUCAAAAGGAGAAAAAAAGGCAGAUUGCGAGAGGAAGCGAUGAUCUGAGGAGACCAAGAGUGCAGGCGGUGUCGUACAGGCAGACGUUGGGGAAAGAGGGAGAGGAGCUCAGGGAGGAGAGGUUGGAGAUGAAGGAGCUAAUGGAGAUGCUACUUGAAAAGGAGGCGAUGCUCAAGGAGAGAGAGAAGUUUAAAGAAAAGAGAAAGAUAGAGGAGAAAAAGAUGAAGGAAAGGAAGGUCAUUGACUUGGCACGUAUGUUUAUGAGUGAAGCGUUAAAGGCCAUCGAAAAACAGCGGAAGAAGAGAGAAAAAGAAAGGGGGCCAUUGAGGAGGGAGAUAGAAAGGAUCCUUAAAGAGAAGGAGACAAUAAAGGAGAGGAGCAAGGAGGAAGAGGGGCAAGAGGAGGAGAGGGCGAGGAGGAGAGCGAUACGAGUUAGUCAUCACUCAUUCUACUGAACCGCAACAUAAAAAAUAUGAUUUACAGCAUUAAACAAACGCAGCAUGAAAUUCCUUAACCUUCCACUAUUUUUGUUUACAUCCUUAAUAGCCAGCUCUAGUUCAAUGCUAAGUUAACAGUAGAUUCUUAUCAAGAAAUAAUACUUUAUUAUUGUGGACUGAACUAUAGCAUGCUAGUUGCUCUCCCUGUUUUCUGAGAUAUGCUUGCCUGGAACUACAAUGCUUCAGAGAUAUAGUUUCCUGGAAUUUGAGGACUUCCAAUGGCGGCCUUUGUUAUUGGUUGAGGUGUAUAAAAGCAUAGUGGUGAAAGGCUGUACCAUAAGCUACAUUCUACAGAGUUACAGAAGAGAGAGGUCUGAGGACUCUGUGGCUGGUCAGACCGUGUGGUUCAGGUGGGGUGAGGGUAGGGAGUGCAUUGUAUUAAAUCACUGCUCUGGGUUGCCCUUAAUUAAGCACAGAUCUAGAAUAGUUUGUGCUCCCUUAAUCCAGUAUUUGCUAGCACGUAUUACAGUGCACAAGACUGACCUUAGAUCAGCAAAUGACUAUAGAGAGCAAURUUUAUCAGGACUUAAGUAUWAGGAGUGGCAYUKGUAUGUGGAUACUUACACCUGCACCUUAAAACAGAAAUGUUGCUUAUAGCCCAAAAAUUAUUCAUAGUGUGGGUAUCCGGUUAUGUCUUCCCAAAAUGGGCGUCAACAUGUCUGCAGGCCAAUCACUCCAAUAGGAGGUCGAUGGUCAAGUUUAGGAACACUUCAAAUGUAUAUUUUCAGGUGAUGGAGUAUGUAGGCUAUACACUGAACAUUCGUUAUUUAGUGUAUCCAGUUGAAUCGAUUCAACACUUAUAACUGAAAACGUUUGAGAUAUGAAGCAAGCUAUUUUGAUCAUUUGUGGCUUAUGAGGCUCUGCUGUAAUACUAUAAUAUCUGCUGUAAUACUGCAAGAUUCCAGUUGUAUGUGGUACAUUAAUAUGAAAAACUCCUUAAAACAGGGUUAAACCAUUUAAUGGUUUAAUUUCCCCUUCAAAGUCAUAUUUUGUCUAUCUUUAAGAUGAUCUCAUGGGGUUAAAUCAUUGAGUAAUGCGUUCCUAUAUUUUCAUCAAUCCCCAUAGACUACAUAUSCUYUGCCCACUUUAACUAUGGCCAAAACUCCAGACCGUUCACUUCAUACAUUAUUAAUGACUUUAGAAGACACCCAAUUACAGUGUGUGCUCUUGGAGUAGAGGGGGCAGAGGACUAACAUUAACUGUGGUUUUAACAAUAAARCUUAAAGAUAAACUUCUUUGAUAUGGAUGCGCUGGGGAACUGGGAGAGAGUAAAAUCAAUAGCAGUGCAGAGGAAUUUAUUAUUCAGCAAUUACAACCGAAGCAAACAUUCCCACUCCUUUGGUUUAUGCCAAGUGUCUGGAGGGAAUGUUUCUACUGUUUCUAGAGACUUCCAGGAUCUGUGGGGGGUAAACAUCUCUGAGUGCUAUAGGGAGACAUAUUUGAGAAAUGUGUUUUUGUUGUGUUCUCAUGCAGCCCAACCUCUCUUAAUGCUAUUCUCUUAAGGCAGCUUAGUAAGGGGAUAUCAGAAUAAUAUUUGGUGCCUAUGUGGAAUUACCCUGUGAGACUUUGGGGAAUAAUCUACUACCAAUAUUUGUGUUUUGAAAGGGGGAAGAUUUUUUAUUUAAAUGCUGGUUUCACGGUUUUUCAAUUGUAAUCAGAACAAUUUCAAUGGCUUUAUCCUUUUGAGCUUAUUUUCCUCUUUAACAACCUCCUUUCAUUGCCUUCAGGGUCGGCACAGUGGGGCAAAACGGACCUGUGAACUUUAGGCAUGAAAUUAGACUGAUGAGUUAAGUCCUUCACAGCCCCUUGCUGUAUUUCUGUUAUAUAUAUUGCCAUUGGCUAUAAUUAAAAGAUACAUGCAAAUAGUWGAGAUAUACAGUUUUAUUAGUUUGUGUUAUUCUGUAAAAGUAGUAAAAGGUUUAGUUCACUAUUUUACAACUUGAUGUUAAAUGGUUCCUCACCCUGAAAGUAGUCUAUGGGCCAAGAGAAUCUAUAAUUCAUGGAUC
Messenger RNA from Salvelinus sp. IW2-2015, 3748 nucleotides. Its product is annotated as ADP-ribosylation factor-like protein 4A. Gene Ontology annotation, biological process: vesicle-mediated transport; intracellular protein transport. The record is from RefSeq and is a predicted model, not a curated record. Gene Ontology annotation, molecular function: GTPase activity; GTP binding. Lineage: Eukaryota; Metazoa; Chordata; Actinopteri; Salmoniformes; Salmonidae. Gene Ontology annotation, cellular component: plasma membrane; cytoplasm.